AUGUUGGAGACGAAAAUAGGAAACGUCGCAAAGAUUGACUUAUUACUCAAUCAGGCCCUAAUUAGAUCUAUUUCCUCCCGGCCUUCUCUCUCAAACUCUCCCCCUCUCCAUCUCCUCCGAUCUGCCCUCGUCGUUGCCGUCGCCGACCGCCGCCCACCGCCGCCGUCUGCUGCUGAGCCGUCGCCGACAUCCGCCCGCCCGCCGCCGCCGUCUGCUGCUCACCCGUCGCCGACAUCCGUUCGCCCGCCGUCAUCCAGCCGUUGCCCCCAAUCUCCGCUGCCGAUCCUUUGCCGUCGCAGCCGUCCGCCCCAGCCGUCCGCCGCCAGCCCUCCGCCGUUGCCGACAGCCCUCCGCCGUCCGCCGCCAGCCCUCUGCCGCUACUCCUCCAAUUUCAAGAUUUCAAUUCAAGCCGAUGAAGAAUUGUCGUGA
This is a messenger RNA of Erythranthe guttata (spotted monkey flower), 429 nucleotides long. NCBI's taxonomy places the organism in Eukaryota, Viridiplantae, Streptophyta, Magnoliopsida, Lamiales, Phrymaceae. The record is from RefSeq and is a predicted model, not a curated record.